Neurospora hispaniola is the source of this 1472-nucleotide messenger RNA. Its product is annotated as Tho complex subunit 7-domain-containing protein. Gene Ontology annotation, cellular component: THO complex part of transcription export complex. Lineage: Eukaryota; Fungi; Ascomycota; Sordariomycetes; Sordariales; Sordariaceae. The transcript has a single exon. The record is from RefSeq and is a predicted model, not a curated record. Bases 268 to 1452 code for a protein of 394 amino acids. Gene Ontology annotation, biological process: mRNA processing.
GUACGAUUGGUGUAACCAUCAGUCUUCCACCCAUACAUCAUCAGCCUCUUAAUUCCUUUCACCUUCAUACACUCGAUAAAGAACAAAAUCAAUAAGACUGCACGAAGUCGUCCGGCGCAAUCGAAGACUUCACCUUCUACCAUCUGUCGUCUUCUUCUUAUUUUCACUUUUUUCGUAUCAUUGGACUCCUUUUCAAUAAUAUUUACGUCUGUCAAAACAAUCAAACAUUGACGCUGAGCAUCUCGAUACCAACAUCACAACCACAGGAUGGCUUCCUGGGGUCUACUUGACGACAAGGAGGAGAAUGAGCUCCACAAGUCACGACUUCUCAACGUGGAAGAGAAGCCCUUCAAGCGCGUGACUAAGCGCCUUAGCACUCUUCACUCCUUAACCCUCUCGAGAGCUCGUCAAGCACCCACCCCGCCUCCGGAGGGCAAUAGCGCGACUGCUGGAACUACCGAGCAGGAAGUCCAAACGCCCACCGUGACCGGCGAUUCGGCCACAUCGGACCUCGCUCAGCUCAAGGAGGACAUCAUUCUGGACUUUGCCGCCUUUGAUAGCAGCAUCGCGCGGCUUCAGUUUCUUCUGACUGCCAACGAGCGUGAGCGCGAACGGUAUGUCGCCGAGCGUGAGCGCAUUCUCAACACGGCACAGGCAGUGCGCAACAACACUGUCCAGCUACGUGUUCAACUAGAGCAGGCCCGUGCCACGCUUGAGGAGCGCAAGAAGUUCGAUGAGCUGGCUGAUAAGAUCACCAACAACCCUGCUUUGCGUACCAGAGCAGAGCAGGCGGCGAACCUGAGGAAACUGGAGGAGGAGAUUGCCGAGUUAAAGACGGAGAGCGAGACCUACGGCAUUACGUGGCAUGAGCGGCGCGACCAGUUUGCGAAAAUUAUGGAUGAGAGCAUGCGGUUGAGGCGGUUGAUCCGUGAUGAGAAGGAGGAGGUAGAGCGCCGCGAAGGCAUGGGCGAUGACGAAGGCGGUGCCGGCGACACCGAGGCGGACGCCGGACAGACCCCACGGCCCGGGAUUUCUAGCGGCAAUGCAACCCCGAGGCCGGAUAGCGGACUACCAACAAAGAGCGGAGUCGAGAGCGGUGACGCCGCUGGCACACCCCAUCCCGUCUCGACACUUGGCGCCAGAACACCAGCGCGCGAUACUCCUGCCCCGGGUGAUGAGAACCAGUCAUUCCUCAAGCCGCCUCAUGACGUCUCGGGAGGUUACUCGCAAACGACAAGCCAGGAAGCAAGCCGCGAAGGUUCUGUUAAUAGAGGUGAUGGCAACGAAGCGACACAGGGAACCGAUGUGGAGAUGACUGAGGUCAAGGAAGAUGAGGAGGAAGUCGAGGAGCCGGAUAGUCCUCUUUCGCCUCUGCCGGACCAGACCCCGCCGCGACCGCGGAUCACGGUUGACGGUCCUAAUGCAGAUGAGGACACCAUGGACACCACGUAAGGAUAUUAGGUAUAGGGAAU